AGUUAGCAGGCUGGACUAAGUUGUGUACGCCGUGUUGGCCAGUUAGUUUCAGCGUCAAACAAGCUGUUAGGAGAAAUCAUUACUAUUCUAACAAACAGUGCAGUCUCUGUUUAGUUGCCGAUAAGGGAAGCCUCAUAUAUCCCAGUGUUUAAGGUGGGAGCACCGCGCUGUUUCCAUGGCCGUCGGCUGAUGUGCGGAGCGAUGCGGCACCACUGGCUGCUCCUCGGGGCUUGCGGCUGGGUGCUGCUCAUCCUCAUGUUUGUCAGCAAGUUCAUCAGCUUCAGGGCUAUAGAUGACUAUGGAGAGAGAGCUGCUGGUCAGAGCUGGACAGUGCCUGGCACCAAGCUGGUUAAACCCAAGCCUGUGUCCGUCGUAGAAAAAAGCCCUCCAAAGCCAUCGGAUCAGUCCUCAGCUGAACCCACGGUGGCAGACUGGCAGGCGGUUGCAGAAAGACGCAUCGAGCUGCUCUCAGCUGUGUGUAAGAACAGCAGCCUCAGGAAUUUGACUCACGUCUCCAUCAGCAAGUUCGUCCUGGAUCGCAUCUUUGUGUGCGACAAACACAAGAUCUUGUUCUGCCAGACGCCCAAAGUGGGCAACACUCAAUGGAAGAAGGUCCUGAUUGUUCUCAACGGCGUGUUCUCCACCGUGGAGGAGAUUCCUGAAAACCUCGUUCAUGACCAUGAGAAGAACGGCCUGCCACGUCUCUCAUCCUUCAAGCCACAAGAAAUUACUCACAGAUUAAGCACCUACUUCAAGUUCUUCAUCGUGAGAGAUCCCUUCGAGCGCCUCAUUUCUGCCUUCAAGGACAAGUUUGUGAAGAACCCUCGCUUUGAGCCGUGGUACAAGCACGACAUCGCUCCGGCCAUCAUCCGUAAGUACCGCAAGAGUCACCGUGACAGCGACCGCGCCGCCUCCGGCCUCCACUUUGAGGACUUUGUGCGUUACUUGGGUGACUCGGAAGGCCGUCAGCGCAUGGACCGGCAGUUCGGCGAGCACAUUAUUCACUGGGUGACUUACGCGGAGUUGUGUGCGCCGUGUGAAAUACACUACAGUGCAGUGGGUCACCAUGAGACGCUGGAACAGGACGCCCCGUACAUCCUCAGAGCAGCCGGCAUCGACCAGCUCGUGUCGUACCCGGCCAUUCCUCCGGGAAUCACCCGCUACAACAGGACCAAGGUGGAGCACUACUUCUCAGGCAUCAGCAAGCGGGACAUCAGACGUCUAUACGCACGCUACCAGGGAGACUUCCACCUGUUCGGGUACCCGAUCCCAGACUUUUUAUUCGACUGAAAUGAUUAACACUGACGUAAAGACAUGUUUUCUUAUGAUAAGCUCUCAACAGGUGUGUGGUAGCUGACUGUGCACCUCAGCGUCUUUGUUCUUACUUUACCAACUGCUAUUUUGGCCUAAAAUUGCUACUUUCUGCUCACAUAUUUAACUUUUUUAAGGAGAGAGAUGCUGGCACUGGAAACAGAGCAGUCAAAAAUGCUGAUUCAGCUGCAGAAUGUAUUAUUUUCUUAGGAAAUUUACAAUAUAAAGUUUGUGCAGAGCAAAUGAAGAACACAUGUGCCAUCUUAUGUUUACUUAGAAUGACUGGCUAGUCCUGACAUGCUCUGUAAGCCAGGGUUGUAAUGUAGCUAUUUAACUGCACUGUUCUGAUUCUGUCCAUGGACACUACUAUGAGUUUUUACACAAGUCUGACAUGUUAUGGCAAUCAAAGAUGUAGGCGAAGGCAGCCUGCAUCAGAUAUUACAGAUUUGAUCAGCAGAGUGAUUUAAAAGAGUUUAACACGACUUAUUUUACAUUGCUAAUUUAAAUAGUUUUAAUUUACCUAGCUUAGCUUCGAUUCAGAUAUUCGAGAAGAAUCAGAGAAGUUCCAGUCAGUCCCUUCAGCCUGCAGCCAUGAGACAGGCUGCGAUCACCGCCAUGCAAUCAUGGUCCAUUUAAACUCGCCAACUACAUGUGCUCUUUUUUUUUUUUUUUCUUUGCAAAAUGCACACUCAGAUUUUGAAGAAAGGAUCCCAAUAGAGAGGGACUCAUUUGUUUUCAUGUGUUAUCAUAAUUCUGACCAGAAAUGCUUUUAAUAUCCUGUCCUUCAAAGCCAACAGACUCCGUUUCCUAAUACAGCAAUUUAACCUCCCAUGUUUUUCCGCUCCCUCUGCUUCAGCUGAAUUUAUGUUUAUGCUGAUUGCCGAGAGCGGUGUUACUCAACCUUUUCAGCCUGCGACCCCCACAAUAAAGGUGUCAGAGACCGGGGACCCCCACUGUACUUGAAAGAGGUUGAACAGCCAUGCACAGUCAAGAAUAGUCAUGUGGAGACAAGGCCGUC
Molecule: messenger RNA, 2329 nt
Organism: Cheilinus undulatus (humphead wrasse)
Lineage: Eukaryota; Metazoa; Chordata; Actinopteri; Labriformes; Labridae
Gene: chst10
Product: carbohydrate sulfotransferase 10
Exons: 6
Coding region: 190-1290 (366 amino acids)
Biological process (GO): carbohydrate biosynthetic process; proteoglycan biosynthetic process
Cellular component (GO): membrane
Molecular function (GO): sulfotransferase activity
Source: RefSeq, a predicted model, not a curated record